AAAGCCACAGCCAGCUGGUCUCCCUUCGCCAUUCUUUAAUUUUUGUUUUGAUUGGUGAAUUUUGGCAGGGAUUAGCAUGGACGAUCCUCUCAAGCCCAAGCCAGUUCCACUGGCUGCCGAGACAGUUCUGUGGUUCGAGUUCCUGCUCGAUCCGCACAAGAUUACGCAGCAUCUGCAGCGCCCGCAUCCCGAGCCCAGCGCCAUGGAGCUGAUCAUGCAGUUCAUCAGCAUGACGCCGGACACGGCGAUGGCAUCGGUGGUGACUCCGGGCAGUGAUUUGCAGAACCUUAACCAGACGUCCCCGAACUCGGGACCCAUUCCCGGCGUGGUUGGUGGUGCUGCGCCGACAAUGCCCACUGCACCCGGCGGAGUGGGCAUGCCCCAUAGUCCACAGAGGCCCGCGGAGAUGGGCCUGCAAUUGACCCGCAAGCAGUUGGCACUUAAAAUCCUCGAGCUGAAGGUUGCCACUUGGCUGAAGUGGGACCUGGAUGCAUUGGAAAAGAACCUGCCUGUGAUUAUGCAGCUGGCCCUGCUGCGCGAUCUGUGCACCAUAAGCUAUGGCUGCCCUUUGAGUAUUCCCCUGCCCAAUGAUUUUGACGUGAAGAUUUCCACUGCUGGAAACGAAAGAGCAGCAAGGUUUGCCUUGACCAUAUACCACCGCCUGCUGCUGCGAAUGCAAUUGAUCAAGGAGCAGGCGUUAAAAACGCCACGUCCUCAAAAUACAAUGUACCAAACUGUGGACCAGCUACAGCAGUUUCUGGACGCACCCACUCAACCAUCCAUCGAGUAUUUGCAACAGCUGUGCUCCUCCACAAAACCUUUCUACGUAUUCCACUACGACAGCUUUGUCACCCUGCAGUGCGAUGAUUUGGGCACUGGCCAAAACUAUGAUCUUAUGCACCUAAUUACACCCCAGGAACUGAGGGCCCAACUGCACUACGAGCUCGCCCAAUAUUACCUGUACACCAAGCAGUAUGUGUUGGCCCGGGAAGCGGCCGCCGCGUGUAAUACUAAUCUGCAGGCUAUCCCGCCACAAACAACUCUAUAUUUCUGCCACAUACGACCGGUAGAACUCGAAGGCCUACUGCAGGCCUGUGGAAUCAGCGCCCAGGAGCAAACUCUCCUGGAGAAGUUUCAGCAAUCGCUACUUAACAACUACACAGACAUUGUGUCCAUCCUGCGGUUGGACAACAGAACGCGAGAAAUCCCUCUAAUAAGCCGGCGGCAACUGGAACUGGAUAUUGAGGGCUCCAUCUCCACGGGUAUACUCAAGGAAACGGUUCAGCUGCAAAUGCAGGUGGCUGCCUUGAAUGUGGUGCGCAACAUCUUUGAGUGGGGCAGCAUCUUUGGCAGCGUGGAGUACUUUGAGAAGUACAGGGAACUGGACUGCCUGCCCCCGCUGGUGGAGGCUUUGCAGGAAAUGCUGCCCCACUGUACCUUCAAGGAACAGGCGGCACUUAAGCAUUUCCUCAUCGACUGUUUGCUUCAUCAGGGCGGGCAGUCGCGACAGUUGCUGCAAACGGUGCGAGGAUUUGGACUGUUCUCGGCAGAUGAACUGCAGGAUAUUGACGAACAGAUGCUGCAGGCGACGCCGCCGGUGCCCACCAACUCGUUGGCCUCGCUCUCCGACUGGAUGUGUCACUCCAAGAUGAGCAGGGUAGAUGUGGGAGCUCUGGAGCGACAACUGAUAAGCUGCACCAAUGCCAACACAGUGAGGAUUCUACUAGUAAAAUUAUGCGCAACUGCUCCAGGAAAACCUCUGUGGGCCAUUAAUCCCAGUUGGGACGUUCCGCAGCCGCUGAAAACUCUUAUAAUGGCCAUGCCGGUAAGCUUUUUACAAGACUUCAGCUAUGUCCUGCUCGGUAAGGCGCGAGAACUGGCCACAAGAGGCAACUAUAUCGAUGCCGUUUCCAUGCUGAGUGUACUGAAGUCGGAAAAUCAGCGCCAAGAGAUGGCGGCCAAUGUGCAGUUGAUGUGUAAGCUGCUCACUUGGGAAAUCCUCCACAUCCAGAUAACACAGUGCCUGGAGGAGUGGCACCAGAAGCCACUUGACCUACAAUCCCUGGGAGGAAGAUGCAAGCAAUGUUUGGGAGCACUGCAGGCGGGAGAUUCAAUUGUCCCACGGCCAGAUAUCCUAGAGAGCUGCGCCAUCAUGCUGCUAAACCUCACGGAAUUUCCACCUCUCCUAUACCUGGAUAAACGAGCGGGUCCCCUGGAACUGCCACUUGCCUUUGCCGCCACCUUCAUCGAGAUGGAGAAGAUGAAGGGUCCCAAGAAGGUGUGCCGCGAUGCCUGGGAGCUGAUGCUAAGCAUGUUCCUCAACGUUCCGAAGCGUGGAUCCUCAGGAGUUGGCGGUAUUAGUUCCCUGCAGGCCUUCCUACAGCGAAUCCGGCACCAAAGCGUUUUUGGACUCGCCAUUUCCAUGAUAGGCAAAGUCCACAACAUCCUUAAGGACGACCCCAACCAUGAUUUAAGCUGCGAGUACAUGCAGCUGUGGCCCACCAGCAUUAACAACCCCAUCAGCUACAGUUUGAGGAGCGUAUGCGAGACCCUGCAAUGGCUUCUGUCCGAGGCACUGUCCUACUAUCCGCAAACCAUUUCUUGGCUAAAGAUGAAAGGAGAUCUAGAUCUAGCCAUCGGCAAUAAUGAGUCUGCAAUGCGCUGCUAUGUAAAUGCUCUGGUAACUGGCACGGACUACUGCACCAUGCCAUUACAGAGAAAUGUGGCCGACGACUAUGUAAUCCGCAAGAUGAUUCGAUGUGCCGCCAAUCUGGGCUGUCACAUGCAGGCCACAGUUCUGUGUCAGUUCCUUGAUGAGAUCGACUACGGCAUUGUGUUCAAGAAUCUCAGCGAGAAAUCGUCGAAUUUUACUGAUGCAAUGGAUGCAUAUUACAGCUGCAUUUGGGAUACCACUCUACUGGAGUUCAUCGUCAAUCUGCAUGCAAAGCGAGGCGAACACAGUCGGAAACUUGAAGCGAUUUCUAUGAUGGGCACUCUGGAGCUGAAUGCAAAUAACAAUGAGGAGAUCAAACGAGAAUGCGCCAUGGUGCGGAAAUCAAGAUUUCUGCGUGCCCUGGCCAAGCAGUAUUUGCUGUAGUCGCAGCCCCCACAGUCCAAACUCUAAUUCAAAAUCCAAUAUUCAUAAUCCAACACCCCAACCUCACCCACACCCACAAGCAGACCAACUAGCAUUAAGCUCAAAGAAGUAGAUUUUAUUGUAGGCAUAGGCUUUAA
Messenger RNA from Drosophila teissieri, 3234 nucleotides. RefSeq names its product integrator complex subunit 8 (gene IntS8). Bases 77 to 3097 code for a protein of 1006 amino acids. Gene Ontology annotation, cellular component: integrator complex. The record is from RefSeq and is a predicted model, not a curated record. Lineage: Eukaryota; Metazoa; Arthropoda; Insecta; Diptera; Drosophilidae. Gene Ontology annotation, biological process: snRNA 3'-end processing. The transcript is spliced from 7 exons.